AUGUCCAAAAAGUCUCAAAUGAUUGAUAACUCUGCAAUAGGAGGAUCAUCAUCGGGAAGAAUGGUACCACUGGGAAAUGCAAAUCCUAACACUAAUCGGACAUCACCAUUCGAACAAGCUUAUAUGCAACAAGGAGGAUAUUCCGUACCACAAAACCAACAAUAUGCUUCCCCUUUCGUACAACAACAACAACAAUUUGGAUAUCAUCCAACAAGUUUUUAUGUAGCCCCAGGAAGUACUGGUAGUUCUCAUGGAGUUGUAACAUCUAGGAAUCCUUCUGAUAACAUUCAAUAUCAAUCAACUAAUCAAAAUGCCUUGAUGAUAUUUAAUACAAUGGUACAACAAUUUACUCAAAUGAAUAACUUGAGCGCAGAUGAUAAGAAGAAAUGUGCCAAGAUCGUAAAUGAGUUUCAUAAUUCGAAUAAUACAUUACAAAAGGAAUCUUUAAUAUUUGCUUGUUUUGAUCAAAUGUACUUAUUAUUUAAUUCACCACAACAGCAACAACAAAACGAUUUACGAUAUAUUUAUGUUAGUAUGUCCUACUUGGCCAAAAAGAAUGUAGAAGUUUUUGACACAAUUAAUAUCAAACAAAAAUUAUUAUCUUAUUUAUUCUUAACAAACAAACAUUUCGGAACUGGAGCACCACCAAGUGGAACUGGAAAUCCACAGGGUGGUACAGGUGGACCAAAUCAACCAAAUGUAGGAGCUUCAGGACCAAAUGCACAAACUAGUGUUGUGAAAAAAGGCACUUAUUUCUGUCUUAUUUGUUGCGACAUUUUAUUUAAAUUGUCUAAUGGAUUAUUAAAUGGAAGUGAAAUGUUACAACAAGGAGAUGUAACAAGUUUAUUAUCUGGGGAGGAUAUUUCAUCAAAUUCACCAAGCUCAUCUAGUGAAGAAUGGAAUUGGGAAUUCAUUUGUGCACUGUUUAAUGAUUCUCUUGAGGAUCGUAUUUGGUGUGAACAUGAAUAUGCCAAAGAGUUUGUGGAUAAUAUUUUGAGUGGAAUUAGGGAUCCAGAAACGACUACAGUUGUCAACGAUACCGAGUAUGCUAAUAUUCCUUCUAGAUAUAAUGAAUAUUCAACCCUAACUAAAGUUAAAGAAAUAGUUAUUUCAAUAUUGGAUCAAUUUAGAGGAAACACGAAGAAAAGACUUGAAAAUAUUAUCAGAUUUUGUACGUAUUGUGUAAAAGUCAGAGAAGUUAGAAGUUUUGCAGCUAAGAAUAUGGAAUCAUGGCUCGGAAAUACCAAUUUACAAAUUGUUAAAUAUGCUAAGGAUUUAUUAACGAGAAUGUCUUUUUAUAUUAGAGAGGACCAACCAGAUAUGUUCCAAGAGGGAGAUAGAGUUGCAUUUGAUUACAUUGUAAAUAUGAAGUUAAAGCCAAAUAAUAUUCAAACACAAGUCGAUGCAGUGGCAAAUAUUGUAAAAAAUAAUGUUGCAUUUCCAGUUAUUGCUUUGAGAAAGUUUUUGCUUAUGGAAGCACCUCCACACCAUAAGAGUGGAAAUACAUUCAAAAACCUAUUGACUAUAUUUAAAGCUAUUCCAUCAUACAGAGAAAGACAUUUGGGUUAUACCCUUCAGGAAAUGGUUGCUUCAGGUGAUGCAGAAUAUUUCAAGACUUUUAAAAUGUUAACAAGAAAGAUAAUUAAGAGUUCAUAUUAUCCUCCUUCACAAAGUGCUUCUUCAGCAGCCAAUGCUACAACAGGACAAUUCGAUUUUGUGGAUUUAUGCUCCAGUUUGUUUGUUGAAAGAGAACAAAUGAAGCAACAAAAUCUUCAGACGAGAAAAAGAUGGAUCACUAACCUAUUCGAGCUGGUUAGAAUGAUUAUUUUAAGUAUUAUUAUUUCUCAUAACCAAAAAGAAGUAGAAGAUCAAGAAUUAAGAUUCAAAGUUUCUCUUAUCCAAAACGACGCUAUUGCAUGGUGUAGAGGAAAAUUACCGGUAUAUUUGGGUACGGAUAAGGAUGAGUUGAACUCGUUCUUACAAAAAUUCUUGUUUUUCGAUAUUCAACAACUUUCUGAUAAUAAUUUUAUGCAAGCUGUAUUGGGUGAACUGCCCCCAAAUCCACCAGUAGCAUUCGAGCAAAUAAGAUAUUGGUUGGAGGAAUUACCAUGUGAGCAGGCUUCCCUUCUCAAUAUCCAAGAAAUGGCUCUUGUUGAUCAAAACUUGAAAUAUGCUGAUGCUUUGUUUUUACUUCAAACUCAAGUUUUAAAAUCCGCUAAAUUCAGAUAUAGAAUGGUGGCCACUAGGCAAUUUUUACAAACGAACAACAAACCUUUACCUCAAGUAUUGAAUAGACCUUCAUUAUACGUUAGUUCUGUAGAUAUUAUUAGAAAUAUGCUAGAGUUGUGUAAAUAUAAUUCAAAUAUUCAACCACUUGAUGAAAAGUUCACUGAUGAAAUAGUUUUAAGACAAUGGUAUUGGAACUCUGUUCUUGUAUCUGUUAUUAUUAUUUCAAUGAAUCCUCAAACACUAUGUGAACCCAUAAUGAGCACUUUCCCAACAUUUAGAAACAUUAUUGAAUAUCUUAUCAAAAACCAAUUACAGUUUAUGGAAUCUGACAUUGAAAGUGAAUAUUUAGUUAGAGAAGAACGUGACAUUAUUGAGAGAAUAUUUAGAAAAAAUAAUCAACCAUAUGAAAAUAUUAUGGAUACUUUCAUGUUACAUGAAAGGACCCAAGUUGGUAAUGGAGAGAGAAGAGUAAUGCCAAUUGCAAUCCAAAGAGAUUUGAGAAGGUAUGAAGUGGAAUUCCAAUUGGGAAGAUGCCUUAGAGGAUGUAGACAACCUGAUUUACUCAUGCAAAUGAUACAAAAAGAACCUAACGUUUCUAAUGCUAUUGCAUGGAUAGAUUCUAUUAUUCAAAUAUCUCAAGAUGAGGCUCAAGUUACGAUUCAAGUUUUACCUUCAUCCAUUUUAUGUGAAUAUCUUGUGUCUAUUUUGAAACGUAGAAACGACACACAAAACCAAAAUCUUAUUUUCCAAAUUAUUGAAAAGUUAAAGCUUUACUUGAGAGGAAGUGUGCAAGGUGAUGCUGUAAAUGUUUCAACAUUUUUUAUAUCUAGGUUGGCAAACGAAGAUUUUAUGGAAAGAAAGUUAUCACAAUACGCCCUUUGUAAAUUACUAGAUGGAUCGGAAAAUAACGAAUAUGAUUGGGUACUUGAUAUUGACAAACUUCAAUUCGUAGAUACCCAAAUUUUAUGGGAAACCUUCUCCAAGUUAAUAAUGAUAGAAACAGAUAUUAAUUUCCUUACAUCAUUCAUUCAUUUGAUGCAACUCAAGAGACUAGAUUUCAAUUUAUGCCUAGAGGUUUCUAAUAUGCUUACUAAGAGGAGAUAUUUUUCUGAAAAGUUGUUAGUCAAUAAUUUUAGAGAAAUUUCCCUAACUUUGCAAGAGGUAUUUUACAUGUCUUUCGAUAUUCAAACACAAUCAAAUAUUCAGACAUUUGUUGAUCCACAAGAAUUGAUUGUCAUUCAAUCUAUGAAUAGUACACUAACCUCUUCUAUCAAUUUUUUGAAUGGGCUAUUAGCCUUUGUAUCCAUUAUUUAUUCCAUUCCUACAUUAUCAACUACUGAUAAUUUUAUGCAAGUGCUUUCCCUGAUACAAAAAUCUUCCUAUUAUUAUUUUGAAAAUAACCCACAGGACACAAGAUCAUUGGUUUCUAAGGAAUAUGCUCUUAUUUUUGUUGGUUCACAUGCUACUAACCUUGUAGAUAUUGGAGUAUCAAUGUUAAACGUAACUGACAUGUUACUCUUGUUAAAUGGAACUCAUUUCUUGACUGAUUACUCAAUGUGCUCUAUUUAUUCACGUCUUGCUAGUGUAACAGAAUUUUUUUCAUACGCUAAUUCCUUACAACCAAACGAACGUCAAGACAUUCAAAGCUUUUUGAAAAUGUCCAUUCUUCAUGGAAAGAAUCCAGAUUAUGCACAAUUACAACAACUUAUUUUGUACAGUAUUGAAAUCAACAUGAAAGAAGAAUCAGAAUUCAAUGAAAAUAUUUGUUUUGAUGCUUUUGUUAGAACAGAAAAUGUUGAAAACUCAACCCUAAUGACAGAUGAUGAAGAGUUUAUUAUUCAAAGCUAUUCUGAUGAUGCCACUUUCUCUCAUAUGUAUGCCUUUACAGCAAAUAGUUUGGUAGAAUUAUUUGCAUCAAGCAGAUCUAAAAGAGAGGAGGAAAUAAUUUCCAUUCUCAACUUUAUUUCUUUCAUUAAUCAUUCUACAGGUUUAAAUUCCAGAGUUUCAGAUGUGGAAAGAAAUUCAGAGCUUUUAUCAUCACUUGUUAUUGCACUUGGUAAUUAUUACCAAGACAGCACAUUCUUCGAUGAAUUCCAUAAUGGUUUUGGGCUUUAUUGUUUAAUUAACAUUUCCUUACAUACAAAUUUAUUGAAUGAACCUGCAAGUGAAUGGUUUAAUUACUUGGUCAAGGCAUUUUAUUGUGUCAAUAAUCAGACAUACUCUUUACAUUUGGGAAAUUCAAUUUUAUCUUCUUUUGUAGAACAUUUAGAUAAUACAUUGCAACUAGAGACACCAAAUAUUACAAGUAUUGCAGAAGACAAGGAUCUAUCUCUCUAUCAAUACAGUAUUGAAAUGAAAUCAUACGAUGGAGAAGUACAAUUGAAACAAGAUUUUGAGUCACUUUCUCCGUUAUUGGUGAAAUUAAUUGGUUCCGGUUCGAGUAUUUCUGAAUAUAUUGUGAAAUGGAUUGUUGAAAAUUCAACCUCCAACGAUUUGUCCAUGCUUUCUAAACUUUUUUCAUUAAUGCAACCUAAUGAUCUGCAGGCAACUCUCUUGAGUGGUUUAUUUUUGGACUCUAUUUCCCAAAAUGAUCCAUCCAGCUACUCAAAGACAACACAAAAUGCAUUAUUUGUCUCAAAUCCAGAAUUUGAUUCGAUUAGACCUUAUGUUUCCACAUUUUUAAUGACAUCAAUGAUUCAUUCAAGUAGUAGACAAGAGUUGACUGUACAUUUAAAUGAAAUUUACAAGGUUUCAGAGAAAGAUCUUCUCGUCAAGUCAACACUUAGAUUCAUUCAAGUUUAUAAGGCCAUGACAAAUAUUGAUGAUAUUUAUACAAAUAGUAGAUUGAAAUUGCCAAUAACCUUAAAGUCAGAUAUUUGCUUAUUUGUGACAUCAUGUAUUCUUUCUCUGUUGAAGGAAAAUAUGAAUGGAAGCUAUGAUACAACUCUAUUGACAAUGUUGAGCGAAUAUCCUUAUUCAGAUUACUUGAGUUUAUUAGUAGAUAUCAUGUCUCAAAGUGAAAAGAAUUUACAAGUUACAGUCAAAUUUUUGAUGAAUCAACUUGAUGAUGAAAAGAGUCAAACUUUGCUAAGAUGGAUUUAUUGCUGUUUCCCAACUCAGCUUUCUAAUGAAUUACAAAAAUUGGAUAACUUGAACGAGUUACUAACUCCAAUAGUUUCAAAUGAGUCACUUUGCAAGAAUAUGACAACUAGUUUGGAUGCCAUGCUUCAUCGUUUGGGACAUUUGUUAUCCUACUAUUCAUAUACCGAUAAUGUUGAAAUUUCUAACUUUGCAUUCUCAAUGUUUAGACAAAUAGCUUUCUUGUAUCCUUACCUGGUUAUCAGAUACUUGGAUAAUAUUUUAGCCCUCAUUGAAACUAACUUUAGUUCUAGCAAAACUUCAACUGAGGAGUUGAGACCAAUUCUUAGAAUCAGUACUCAAAUUCUUGCCAUUUUGGAUGCUCUUAGACCUCAUCUAUUCAAUUUCAAGGAUAUCUUGAUCCAGAUCUUGGAAACCUACUUUACUAUUCUGAAUCAAUCCUCUAUGAUUGUUAAUAGCGAUCAACAUUUAUUUGUAGAAUUUGUUUCCAAGUUUAUGGAUUUUGUUUGCAAUUACAUAUUAUUUGAAGGUUACAAGUCUAACAUGGAUACACUCAACUUCCUUGCUAACCAAAAGGAUUUAAUAAUCAAGAUUCAAGAAAUUUUCCCUGAAAUACCUAAAAUCAAAUAUUUAUUGAAUAUUCUACAUCAACUUGAUAACAUUCAAGAAGAAAAUGCCUUUUUACUUAUUAACAAGAAGCAAUUCACAUUAUUGCCAGUUACUGAGGAAGAAAUAUUCCAAUUCCGAAUCAGAUUGAAUUAUAAUCAAUUCUUAACUUUACAAGACUCUACUGUCAAUUCCACAUUUGCCUCACAUUUAACAACAAAUCUUAAUCAUAGAAAUGUGCAUCAUUUGAAUGGAGGUAGUAAUGGAACACUAAAUGGUUCUUCUUCAGCAAUUGUUGUAUCAUCAUCAUCUAUGGCCAAAGAAUAUUCUUCCAAAUUACAUUAUAAUAGUUCUCAGUUAAAGUCAAAUAAUAGAAUGUUAAUGGAUACAUUGACAGAUAUUGAUUCAAUUUCACAAUAUGAACCAGGUAUUCUAGUUCAUUUCAUUCCUCAAUUAUUAGAUUUAUUAAUUGUGAAGAGUAAUAGACAAGUUAUGGAAAUUAGUUAUCAAUUAUUAAUAAGAUGUUUACAACAUGAUUCUAAACAACAUGUUACAAUCAUUCCAUUCUAUCUUGAUUGUCUUGUUCAUGAGAAUACCAAUGUUAAAGAUAUUGCUAUCAAGUAUGCUUAUGAUUUAUUCCCAUUCUGUAAUACAAAUGAAUCCAAGCAAAUUUUAUUAGAGAGAUUAUUUAUCAUUGCUGAGAAGGAACCUCCACGUGUUUUACAUGCCAAUCUUAAUCCAACCAUUUCUCAAAAUGCCAUGAGAACUCUUACCAAGAUUAUUGAUAUGUUAAUUAAAAUAAAUUAA
Molecule: messenger RNA, 6741 nt
Organism: Naegleria gruberi
Lineage: Eukaryota; Heterolobosea; Eutetramitea; Acrasida; Naegleriidae
Exons: 2
Coding region: 1-6741 (2246 amino acids)
Biological process (GO): U2 snRNA 3'-end processing
Cellular component (GO): integrator complex
Source: RefSeq, a predicted model, not a curated record